Paramuricea clavata is the source of this 3215-nucleotide messenger RNA. The record is from the annotation of a GenBank genome assembly. Lineage: Eukaryota; Metazoa; Cnidaria; Anthozoa; Malacalcyonacea; Plexauridae.
AGUGUGGUGGUCGGGAGCAUUGAACGAAAGCUACCCAAAUCAACGUGGAAUCAAUGGAUAGAACGAGGUAGAAAGGGACACAUAGUGAUUCUUGAUCACAACACAAAGUUCACAGAUAUCAAGCCAGAGAGUAAAAUUCAAAGUUUGAAAGAUGCAAUAUAUUUAUACGAUACGUCGUGUACUCUCAAGUCAGAACCACGUUUUCUCGAUGGUGGCUAUGAAGCUUGGAUGUGGCAUUAUCCAUCGUUGGUAACCAACCCCAAACUUCCCGAGGUAAAUAUGCAGAAAGAUGAUGUAUUAUUAAAGAGCCAAUUUUUUCUAUGGCACGUAUUUGCUAGUCUCCUUCGCAGCCGCUCUUUGUGUCGAGCUCGUGGAGAGAAACCUCGACACAAAGAGUGGCUGCGAAGGAGACUACGUAUUCGCGAAGAAAAGUGUUCAAAACCGAAAAUCUUUUUGGCGUACUGUACAUCUCAAAAUUGGUUUGUUUUAACUUUAUUCUUUAGUUUAUACAGUUAACUACCUUUUUAAAUGUAUUUGCCAGUUGAAAAACAUAAAAUAAUCUACCUCCUCCGGAGGCCAUACAGCCCGCAACGAGUAUGCCCGUUCGCAUGUUCAAAUUUGAGACGAAGGCUUGCGUAGCUGUAAGAUUCCCACCAAUUUUCAAACUGAGUGAAUUGGCGCAGAACGUAACAGCUGUCUACGGCAAUUUUGGCAGUUUCCACGGCAUUUUUUCAAAUUAAUAAAAAUUUAAGUUUAUUGUUACUUUGGAUUGUUGACAAGCUAAGUAACAUGUUUACGUAUUUCUUUAAGUGUCUUUUUUUCGAAGAAAACUGAGACUAAAAUAGUAAUUUACGCAUGAUUUGAUCAACAUCUGAAUUCAAGUAUCAAAAUAGUAACGCACAGUGAAUAGUAUAAAAAUUACACUAUACGGCAAAAAAUUGCCGUCGUUGCCACAAUAAUCCACGGCAUUUUGUUCUUCCUCUACGGCAACUGCCGCGAUUGCCGCGAUAAAAUUAUUAGGUCACUCCGUUGAAUAUGAUUUUUUAAUAUUCAACGUUAUGACGUCACUCCGUUGAAUAUUAUGUCAAAACUCCAUAUUUGGUCAACUAUUGAGUUGAUAUGACGAUUUCACAGUUGGCUGUUAGCCAAUCAGAAACCAUGGAUCUUUUAACUAAAUAAUAUUGAGCGCAUGUUACAUACAGUAACAUACGAAAAAUUCUUCUCUUCAUUGGUUUCAUUUCUUUCUCUUUACAGCAGAUCGUACCAUCUGAAAAUAAAGCACUGUUCAGUUUAGACUCGAUCAGUUACCCCGAGUUACCAACACUUCCCGAGCCUGCCCAACCUAAACCUCAAUCAAAUGGUACUACAAAUGGUCCGGUACAAGCUAAGCUUAACUCGCCAUCAAACUCCCAACCUUCACCAACCGGCGCUAGCCCCCCUGCUGGGACUAUGCUACAGCGACAAAAUGGUCAACACGCAACCGUUCCUGCUAGCAUUUCACAAAACGUUCCAUCUGCAAUGAGAGCGGUCAAUCCUGCCAGCUUACCAAAUAAUCAGAGCUUGCCGAGACCUCAAAACGCACAAAAUAUCCCGCCUAAUGUUCCUGCUACCCAACCAUUUCCAAACAACACCACACAACAACAGCAGUUGCCAUCACAAGGAAUGCCUCAACAACGGUCACCAAGCACCAGCCCAAAUGCUGUCAGCAACGUAGUUCCUAACAGCAAUGACGUCAUCCGCAUGGGACCAAACUCUCCCCAGGGACUUAGCCCUACCCAUCAACCAAGGCUCGUCCAUGUCCCAGUAAUCUCUAACCAUGGCUUACAACCUGCAAACCAGAACACCCCAAGACAAAUAAUACCUAACAUUCCAAGUGCACCACAAACCAAUGGUAACGGCCAAGCGGUUCCUACCAGUAACGUAUCACAAACUGUCACCUCACUGCCAAAUAACCAAUCACAGGCUGGUAAGUCACUUCUGCUGAACCAAGCACAGAAUGGCACCCCACAUCCAAUGGUACGACCUGUAGCACCUCAGGCAAGUACCAAUACGAUGACCAGUAAGAACUCGCCAGUUGCGGGACCAUCUAUGGCACCAACACCGCCAUCUCAAAUACCAUCAACUGUUACCUCCCCCCAGCAACCUCCUCAACAUCCCUCAGGUGUAGUUGCCCCCCAACCCCCGUACACUGUCAAUGGUCAAUCUAACCCCACACCACACCCUCAGACCCUUCCUUCUAACAUUUCCCCUACUCAUCCACAACCCUCUAUGUCUCAACAACUUCGCCCAAAUGUUAGUGGAAUCUUACCAAAAAUGACAGCAAGAAACCCCUCUAAUAUCCCUGGAAGUACUACGCACGUACCCCAACGUCAAGCAACGUCAGCACCUAUCCCAUCAAACACUACUCAUGUACCCCAAAGUCAGCGUCCCACAUCUAUACCCAAUGUACCCCAGACAUUCACGAGCAGCCGUACUGGGAUGACCCAUGGCCUCCCCCCUGGUUGGGAACGUGUUUUAGAUAGAAAGAUGGGGAGGUAUUACUUCCAAGAUCACAACACCAAGACAACACAUUGGAACCCGCCUGAGAGUUUGACUCAAACUAUGAACCAAAGCAUCAUGGGACAUAACGCACCAACGGCCAAAGAAACCGAGCCUAAAAAACCAUCACUCAAAAGGUCACUAUCGUCACCAAAUCUCGCGAAGAUAGACGCCGAGGAGACUAAGCCGAGUGCACCAAAGGGUACUGCCAGCCGUCCAACGGUAAACCGUAGGACAAAACCACUAACCGAAUCACAAUUGGCCAACCUUGCUCCAAACCACGGCGGUCAUGGUAAAGCCUUGACCGGGUUGAGAAAUCUUGGAAAUUCCUGUUACAUGAAUUCCGUAUUACAGUGUCUCAUUGCCACCGCCCCCCUGGCCCAGUAUAUACUACACUCGUAUUAUCUAGAUGAUAUCAAUAAGACAAACCCACUUGGCACGGGGGGUCGUAUAGCCGAAGAACUGGCAGUACUGACUAGGGUUGCACACGCGGGGAACUAUCGGUCUGUAUCGCCAUAUGAAUUUAAGAGAACCAUAGGGAGGUUCGCUCCAGAGUUUGGUGGCACAAAACAACAAGAUUCACAAGAAUUCCUCUUGGUGCUACUCGAUCAAUUUCACGAAGAUACAAAUAGGGUAGGUGAAUAUGUUGUCAAUUGAUUAGUUCAACUCUGACUCUC